GUGUAGUGAUAUCGGUCCACUUCGCUGCUCGAACUAUCUAGGACUUGGCUGCGCUUGUCAGUGCGAAUCCUACCUUUUAACCUGCGCGUUUUGGUCGUUUUCGUAUCUAUGAAACACUAACAUUUGGGUGGAGUUUGUAAAUAAAAGCCUUUCCGUCAUGGUGCACAACUAAUCUGUUUGCUCUGUCUUCAUAAGAAGAAGCUCACCUCCUUUAUCCGUUUCAUAGCAGUUAUAGGUAUCUGCUUCGAUUUACAUAGUUUUUUUUUUGCAGAAUUUUAUAGGUGUUUUGUAACUACCAAUUCGGGAAGAUCUUUCUUUUUAAUGAAUUCGGAUAGUGAUGUGUAUCUCGGUCGGGAGAAAGCAAGCAUGAUGAGGAAGAGAGCGCUCCUGCUGAGGAAAGGGUGCAGCUUCGAAAUAACAAGCUCUGCCUCAGAGGACCUGGGAUGCAGGAGAGGAGAGUUCAGCCGGAAGCACUAUGGGUCUGUGGAGCUGCUAAUUACCAGUGACGCUGAUGGAGCCAUACAACGGGCCGGUCGGUUCCGUGUGGAGAAUGGCUCCUCCGAAGAGAUGAGAAGGAAAGCAGAGAUCUGCAAGGCGGGCGUGUCAGGGGUAAACAUCCCUGAGCUUCAGAAUACAAACUACACUCCUGGAACAUGGAGAAGGACAGAUGUCCAUCUGGAGAACCCCGAGUACCAUACCAGGUGGUUCUUCAAAUACUUCCUAGGAAAAGUCCAUCAGAACUAUGUCGGCACGGACACUGAGAAGAACCCAUUUUUCCUGUCUGUGGUCCUGUCUGACCAAAACAGUCAACAGGUCCCUCAGUACCGAGCCAUCUUAUGGAGGAAAUCAGGGACCCUGAAGAUCAGUCUUCCCUACAGUCCCACAAAAACACUAUCUGCUAAGUCCAUUCUAAGUGCCAUGAAUCUUGACAAAUUUGAAAAGGGCCCCAGAGAAAUACUGAGCCCUCAUAUUCAGAAGGACCUGUUGGUGCUAGAGGAACAAGAGGGGUCUGUGAACUUUAAAUUCGGUGUCCUGUAUGCCAAAGACGGCCAGCUGACGGACGAUGAGAUGUUUAGCAACGAAAAGGGAAGCGAAAACUUUGACAAGUUUUUAAACCUGUUGGGUGACUCCAUCACACUGCAGGGCUGGGCUGGGUACAGAGGAGGCCUGGACACAAGAAAUGACACUACAGGAAUAAAGUCCAUAUACACUGUGUACCAGGGCCACGAGCUCAUGUUCCAUGUGUCCACCCUGCUGCCGUACUCCAGGGAUAACAAGCAACAGGUGGAGCGGAAGAGGCACAUUGGGAAUGACAUCGUCACCAUAGUGUUUCAAGAGGGGGAUGACGCCUCUUCAGCGUUUAAACCAUCCAUGAUCCGAUCCCAUUUCACACACAUAUUUGCCUUAGUCAGAUUUGAUAGUAAGAACAACAGCUACAGGCUGAAGAUCUUCUCAGAGGAGAGCGUCCCACUGUUUGGGCCCCCCCUCCCCUCACCACCAGUGUUUACAGAUCAUCAAGAAUUCAGGGACUUUUUGUUAGUAAAACUAAUUAAUGGGGAAAAGGCCACAUUAGAGACGGCUACAUUUGCUCAGAAACGGCAGCGGACACUGGACAUGCUGAUCCGAUCGCUAUAUCAGGACCUUAGUCCCGAUCUUCACAAGGUCCCCUUCUACCCCCAGAACAUGCUGAACCGUCGGUCAUUGAGUGACGUUCUGCCUGAAUCUCCCAGAUCUGCCCGGAAAAAGGAGGAGGCCAGGCAGGCAGAGUUUGUCAGGAUAGGUCAGGCAUUAAAACUGAAGACCAUCGUGCAAGGGGAUGCCCCGACCAGUCUGGCGACGACAGGGAUGUGCCGAAAGGAGCCCUGGGAGCCCCAGCCCUUCUGCAGUAAUUUCCCACACGAGAUCAUAUGCAGUGACUCCUGGGGUCAGUCUCUGCUCGUUGCCACAGAGUCUGGAAUCAUGCUACUGGGCGAGAGUCAUACAGUCCCUACGCAGGUCUUUGACCGAACCAUGCUGGUCAAGCAGAUGCAUGUCCUUGAACCUCAGGACCUCCUGAUCAUGAGGGUUGACAAAGGGAAAGAAGCCCGUCUCUAUGUCUUUCGACUCAGCACCGUCUCCAAGGGCAUAAAGGAGAAGCAGCUCAUCCGCAGCAAGUAUGACAGCAGAGACAGUAAACUUGAGAAGACCAAAGGCUGUCAUUUGUACUCCAUUAACACUCACCACGCGGCGGAGCUGCGUAUCGUGGCAGCCAUUCGCAACAAGUUGCUGCUCAUCACCAGGAAGACGCCACGCCAGGAAAGUGCGAGCGCUGACUCCCCCGUGGAGGAGCUGCAGUACAUCAGGGAGAUCUGUCUUUGCGACCCUCCUGUUGUCAUGACGCUGGUGGAUGGCCCCACUGGUGAGAACGACAACAUGAUUUGUGUGGCGUACAAGCACCAGUUCGACCUCAUUAAUGAGAGCACGGGCGAGGCCUACCGGCUGCAUCACGUAGACGCCAACAAGGUCAACUUUGUGGCAGCCAUUGAUAUGUAUGAGGAUGGGGAAGCUGGCAUUUUCUUGUGCUACAAUUAUAUCUGCUACUAUAAGAAGGUGUGCCCAUUCAACGGAGGUGCCCCCAUAAUGCAGUUCUCCAGUUCGGAUUUCCACUUCAGCUGGAACCAGGUGCCAAAAGCAAUCGUCUGCGCCUUCCCCUACAUCCUGGCCUUCACGACCGACUCCAUCGAGAUCCGCCUGGUAGUGAACGGAAACCUGGUGUACACCGCGGUGGUUCCAGAACUACAGCUUGUCUCAUCGAGGGCAGACAUCUACUUUGUGUCCGCUGCUCCUGUGAACGCUGUCUUCAGCAGUAGCUCCAGGGAAAACAGCACUCACAGCUCCCCUCAGACCCCCACUGAACAGGACAUAUCAGCCUUCCCCCCGCCACUAGGGGACGAUUCUAUUAGGAUCCCCUUUGGAAGCAGGAUCUCCCUGUACAUGUCAAAAGAAGCAGAAGGUGAGACACCGUCUAAACACAUCUUCAAGAUCCCCCUCAGCAACCUUGUGGGACGCGGCAUCGAGAGACCGCUCAAGUCACCUCUUCAGCACAAGGUGGUGACCACGUCAACCUCAAGCAUGGUGGCGGUCUCAACACACCUUCCCGUCCAGCACUCCCUCUCCUGCUCUCGCAUGGAGAUCAAAGAGAUAGCCAGCCGGACACGCAAGGAGCUCCUGGGCCUUACAGACGAACCAAGUGUUAAGCCAGAGGCCCCUGUGAAACCCAAGCAUGUGACCAAGAAGCCAGUGGAGGAGGAUCCAACCACAGACGUGAAACCAUCCAGCAGCUUAAAGAGGGCAGAAUCGCCAUCAGCUGUGGGGCUGGACGUCCAGCUGCACAGCACAUCAAGUCCAGAGCUGGACCUAGAGCCUCCUGGGGAGACACAGGAUGGCCCCCCGCCACUCAGCAUCCCUUUCACUAUCUCUCCCUCCCCUGAGGAAGAUGUCCUGGACUUGAAAUGAAGACAAUCCACAGAAUGUUUCUCUCUUUUUAUAUAAAUCCACUGUACCUCCUUGUUCAGUUUAUCCUUUAACAAAGUAUUAGCAAUGUCACAGGGUGGUUUGACAUUGACUGUGCUGUUGCUGUUCUUGUUUUCGGUCAGGGAAUAUAGUGCUUUACAGUGGUGAGUGAGUGCUUAGCCUGCUGAACCCUACGACUGCAGUAUAGACUGCUCUUUCUUUGACCUCUGACCUCGUGUUUUUAUGCCUGCCCACAUCUUGACCCCAAGAGAAUCACACGCACAGGUCGCCAUGACUUAAGGUGCCCUGCCGGCCCAGACUUCGUGUUACACGGUUACCUUUGAUUUCAGCAGCAUAUUCAUGCCAUGCGCAAGAAUAUAAUUUAAACUAUAUUGUACAUAAACAUCAUUAUACUGCAACCCUGCACUGGGUAAGCAGAUAAAUGAUAAAAUGUUAUUUUUUAUUGUAUUCAAAAUAAAAACUAAAAAACAUAUUAAACAUAUUAAAAUCCAAUAGGGAAUUUUUUACUCAAUCUUUAAGCUAAUUUUAUAGUUUUGACAAUAAAUAUUUAUCUUAUUUAUCAAAAAUAAUAAUACAAAGGUCAAUUUAAACUGGUAAAUGAAUUAAGUCUAGAGAAAAGUGUUUCCCAUCAGGCCAAAGCUAAUGUUAUGCCAGUUUGUCUGCCACUUCCUCAAAUGAUCACUAGGGGGCAACAGGGGCUUCUGUGCUUUUUAUCGCUUGUGUUUAUUUGGUAUAGAGUUUGCCUGUGCCUUAAGUUCUUCUAUGAGCUGUGCACUUCCCUCUUGAGUUGGUUUCUCUUGAGUCUUGAGAUGGUGCACUGCAUGAAAUGACUGCGGCAUAACCUUACUUCUCCAGGAAAAUUGACCUAGUGAUAAGAUUAGAACAUAAGAAAUUUACAAAUGAGAGGAGGCCAUUCAGCCCAUCAAGCUCGUUUGGGGAGAACUUAACUAAUAACUCAGAGUUGUUAAAAUCUUCUCUAGCUCUGAUAUAAAGGAACCCAGGGUUUUAGCUUGCGCUACACUAGCAGGAAGACUAUGCCAUACUCUAACUACACACUGUUUUGUUGUUUGGUCCACGCUGCUCUGGAAACAGUUUCUCAGCCCAGUCCUAGGGGAUCCCCAAACAUUCCACUUUUUUGCUUCUUCCCAGCAUCUAGUAGCGAUCUGGGAGGGAGGAAAAAAUGUGAAUUGUCUGGCUGGCAGUGAGGAGGAAACAAAAACAUGGACCGUCUGGGGGAAGAAAUAGUGACCUGGAAUGACGAGGCUUUAGCAUUCGGUAAGGUAGCUAUGAUGAAUGUCCACACUUUACCUCCUAGUUGCCUUUUAGGCCAUUUCUUGUGAUAAGCUUCAUUCAGGGUGUAAUGCAUCUAAUCAGCCUCUCAGAUGAAGACAACCUACAUGCUCUACAGCUUUUUACAGGACCUGGGCUACCAAGGCUUGCAUUAAUUGGUUUUGAGAUGUGUUGCUCAUGUGUAGAUGGUACAAGAAAAUACAGAAAAGAUGUGUUUUUGAGGAGUGGUUAUAACAGGCACAGCGUUGGUGCCGAGGUCAUACGGGGGGGGGGGGGGGGGUGAGAAGUGUUGCAUAGUGAAAUGGGUUGUUAUGCCUCUCAGUUGUUUGAAUAAGACUAAAUACAAAAAAAAUGUCGGUCACAUCCAGGUCAGGGCAGGAGUGAGCCACAGUCUCCGAGGUCUGGCUUGCUAUUGCUUGGGGCCCACAAUCAGUCCAUGUGUUUGUUCCAUCCCUGCUCCAAGGGAGCAAAAAUGUACACUGUCUGGCAGGGACCUCAGAGGGAGCAAAAACAUGGACCGGCUGCAGGUCCCCGAGGACCGGAUUGGGAAACACUGAAAAUAUAUGAAUCCUCAGUGAAUAUGAAAGCAUGGAGGGAAACAAUCCCGAGACUUUCUUUCUACCCCAUCCUGCAAAUUUGUUCAUUAGGUUUCUAUUGUUUAAUCUGCAACAUGUGCUUUAACUUGGUUUCAUUGACUGAAAUAGAAUCAGAUUUAAUGGAAAACAAAUGCAUGCCUAAUAAAAUUUGUAUUCCACAAUAAACUAAAAGCAGAAGCAGCUCCCCCUGUGUCUGUGGUGUGGGCUAUUGCCCCCCAGUAUUAAGCCGAGCCCCGAGUAUUUUAGUAAUCUUCCUUCAUAAACAAAGAAAGCCCCAGGUAAACUUGACUUAACCCUCGAUCUUUUCAAUAGCUAGAAACUCCCCUGGUUUUUGGCCUCCAUUUUAAAAUAUUCUCAAUCCAGUUGUCAUCUGUAUAGGCUGUGCAGACCUGUACAUGACACUAAUGCCCCCUUUAGCCCUGACCGCAGUAAAUGACUCCUGGAAUAGAGGGUCAGGCAUUUCUGAUACUGAUAGAUAUACUAAAUUUAACAUAAAUUGCGCGGUAGAAUAAAGACAUCGAAUUUGACUUCAAUCGUCUCUUUAAAAAAUACUGGAUAGGUGUUGCCUGUGUUUUAAACUCCUUAAGAUUAUUUAUUUGUAAAGCAUGUGUAAGAUAAAAAACUAAAUGAUGUAGAUUAGAUAAACCAAAAUUGAAAGUGCGUUUCUUUUGCUUUUCCAUUAUUGUGUUGAUUCACACUGAAAAUACUUGUAUGCAUGGCACUUAUAUGCUACUGAAUUUCGUGAUAGUAAGAUAUAAUUUGGUCUGCACUCGUUUCUUUCACAUAAAAGUAUUAGGAGUAAUUUUUCAAAGAGCAGAAUAAUCUGUAAGACCAGGCUGGUCCUGAUUAGUCUCUGGUUCCCAAACAGAAUUUUAACUGCAGCUCAUAAACUUCACUAAGGCGUGAUUUUUUUUUUUUCCCGAAGAUCAGUAAUAAGAUCCUGAAUAUGUAAAUCUCUCACUCCGACUGGCCAUGUGAUACAAUAGCAUUCAGUCAGGUGAAACCUGAAACCUGAAUGAGGCAUUAGCUUUUAGGGUUUGAUGCAGUACCAUAAGCAGUACAUGAUUGGCUUAUUAAUGUAAUAAGUGUUCUUGACAAAGAGCCAGUGAGCUGCCUUUUCUCUACUGCAGGUUGUUACGGAUAAAUUCAGGAUCACCUCGCCUGGAAAAAUAAAACUCACAAGCACUGUAUAAUACCGCCCUCUUGUGGAAAUUUACUGAUUUGUGACAUUUUCUUCAUUUUCUUCUAUUUGAAAUUCCCUCAUCUCUCCUGUAAACCUGUGUAAGUCUGAAAAAGUCAAAGAGUUAUGUGGAAUCACUGAACGUACCAAUUAAGAUGAAUUCAUGUGGUUUUCUUCUGAAACUUUGUACUGUGGUUUUGUAUCUAAAUUUGUAUGUACUGUUUCACUUUGUUAUAUUAAAAAACACCAAGUGUCUUAAAACGUAACAGAUUGCCAUAGUUUUCACAACAAAUUGUAAAUGUCCUUGUUCAAGAUGUGCCCUCAGACAAAGCUGAAUUAUUGUUAUUAUUAUUAGCAUUGGUAUUAUCAUGAUGUCACUGAUAUCGCGGUUUGCUGAUAUUAAAUAAAUAUUUAUUAAA
This is a messenger RNA of Brienomyrus brachyistius, 6998 nucleotides long. RefSeq names its product GTPase-activating Rap/Ran-GAP domain-like protein 3. Gene Ontology annotation, biological process: activation of GTPase activity; regulation of small GTPase mediated signal transduction. NCBI's taxonomy places the organism in Eukaryota, Metazoa, Chordata, Actinopteri, Osteoglossiformes, Mormyridae. The coding region runs from base 322 to 3495 and encodes 1057 amino acids. Gene Ontology annotation, cellular component: cytoplasm. The transcript is spliced from 31 exons. The record is from RefSeq and is a predicted model, not a curated record. Gene Ontology annotation, molecular function: GTPase activator activity.